AUGGAGAACAUAAGAGCGUUCUUUGCAAAGCCGGAUCCCCAGGCGCAGAUCCGCAAAUGCAACGUGCUCCUCCGCUCCAACAUCCGCAAACUCGACCGCGACAUCGCCGCCAUAAAACAAGUCGAAAUCAAGACCAAAAACCUCAUCAUCCAAGCCGACCGCCGCGGCCAGCGCAACCCCCACCAACAGAAGCAAGCAGCCCGCGAAGUGCGCGACUUCGCCCGCGAACUAAUCCGCACACGACGAGCUGCCGACCGACUCGUAACGUCCAAGGCGCAGCUCAAUAGCGUGCAGAUGCAGGUCAACGAGGCGUUCGCGGUGCGCAAGAUCGAGGGGAGCAUCCGGACGAGCGUGGGGAUCAUGAGGGACGUGAACAGUCUGAUAAGGCUUCCGGCGCUGGCGCAGACGAUGCAGGAGUUGAGCGCGGAGCUCGUGAAGGCGGGUAUCAUUGAGGAGAUGGUGGGCGAGGUGUUGCCGGAGGAGGUGGAGGAGGAUGAGUUGGCGGAUGGAGAGGUGGAGAAGGUGCUCGGGGAGAUUCUGAAGGAUAGGAAGGAAGCGGCGCAGAAGUUGCCGGAGGUGCCGGUUAUGCCGGAGCCAGCUGCCCCUGUGGCCGAGGAGGAGGACGCGGAAGCUGCUGCUAUGAUGGAUCAGAUGAGGAAUCGGCUGGAGGCUUUGAGGAGUUAG
Molecule: messenger RNA, 684 nt
Organism: Scedosporium apiospermum
Lineage: Eukaryota; Fungi; Ascomycota; Sordariomycetes; Microascales; Microascaceae
Product: Vacuolar protein-sorting-associated protein
Exons: 2
Coding region: 1-684 (227 amino acids)
Biological process (GO): late endosome to vacuole transport; endosome transport via multivesicular body sorting pathway; protein transport
Cellular component (GO): multivesicular body; ESCRT III complex
Source: RefSeq, a predicted model, not a curated record